AUGCAGACAGAUGAAACAUAUGUGACUAAUUUUUAUAUCGAAAAAUAAAUAAAAAUAUUAAAACCACAUCCUAUAGCUAUUAAAUUAAGUGUCGAUAGUUUACAAAACUACUACUAAUUGUAAUAGGUAAGAUAUAACAUUAUCAAAUUUAAUAGAGAGAAUCCAUUCGAUUCUUCCAGUAAUCACUGCAAAACAUUUACGACUUUUUCCGACAAGAUCAAUUCCAAGGAUAAUUGGAGAUCAAUAAUUAAAUAAAUACUUUACUUGACAAAAUUUUAAAAAUUGAAGAAAACUCUAUGAAAAAAGUAUCCUUUCGACGUUCUGUCUCUAGGAAAUCAUUAGCAAAGUAUAUUUUUUUAUUCUACAAAUUUGAAUAGAUCUUUUAAAAUGCUAUCUUAAAAAUUAAGGAUUAGUAUUGAUACAUUCAGUAAAAUUUGGAUUGACAAAUAAAGUACUGCUAUUCAAUUGAAAUGGUCUUGUUUAUGUAUUAAAAACAUACAGAAGUACAUCUCCUUUUAGUAAAUAAAGUUAAUUGAGAAUAGAUGUUGAAAGAGUAGUAAGAAAACAAUAAAAAAUUUUUAUAUGCAGAAUUUGCGAGUAAUAAGUGCAGGCCAUUGAGAUGACUCAACAUUGUACUUAGUGUGAAAAAAAAGCUGAGAGCAAAAAAAGAUUGAUUGAGUUGAAUUUAGAAUUGGCAAAUUUAUGUGACUAAGCAUAUAACACUAAAAGAAAUGUUUAAGUUAGUUUGGCGAUCAAAAAGUAUCUACAUUUAUAAAUAUAAAGAAUGAAAGAUAAAAAUAAAUAAAGACAGUAUGCGAAUAAAUAAUUUAGAAGAAUAUAGUCUUUGUAUGAUUAGGAAGAAGAUGAAGAUGUUGGAGAAUGUGAAUACCAAUAAGAACAAAAUUACAUUGCAAAUAUAAUGGCAUAAAUCAUUAACUUUUCUGAAAAAACACUAAACAGUUAGAUAGAAAUUUAAGACACAAAAUGUAAUCUUUAUUUUUAAUUAGCGACUAUUUUAUUAUUGAAUGAUUUAGUAAGUUCUACUGAAUAUAUUGAAAAUCAAGACGCUUUGAAUAUAAUUAAUUCCACUCACAAAUGUUUAUUGGAGAGACUUGAGUAUCAUAAAAAACAAGAAGGAUAUAGCAAUAAUGUUAAAAAACAAUCAGACUAAGAUUAAACUGAAGAUAAAAUUAAUAAAAUAAGAAGAGCAUUUACUAAAUCAAAUUCAAUUUCUUUUAGGCUUCCAAAGUUCAAAAACAAAUCAUCCUCUUCUUUAUAAAGAAUAUCAACAGAUCCAAUACAAGAGGAAGAGGACUCCCCUACUCAUCUUUAGGUUAAAUCAUCUUAAAAAAUUAUAUCUUAAAGAAGUAGAUUUAGAAUGAACUCUUCCAUUUUUAAGAUAAGUGAUGGCUCUGAAUCACCCCAAUCUCUUAAAAAUAUACAGCAAUCAAUUAAUCAAUCAAAAUCAAGUAGUUUAAAUAAUCAUGAAACUAAUUAAUCUAUCAAUUCUAAUAAUUCCAAUAAUAAGGUUGAUUCAUGUUAUAAAAAUUCAAAUACUGAAUAAAAAAAUGAAUUAGCUUAACUCUCUCCAACAUAAAAAAAGCUUUCAUCCUUCAAAGCUCAACUAUAAAAAUUAGCAGUUGAAAUAAAAUAACCAUCGUUAUAAGAAAUUAGUCCUAAAAUAGAACUCUUAAAUUUAUCCAAUAAAGAAAGAGAAGAUUCAUCCAAUUUAUCGAGUAUUGAUUCUGGAAGAUCUAAUUCAGCAACUAACAAUGAUUUAAAUUUCUUGGCUUUACAAAAAAGAUCGUGCUAACAAAGAUAAAGGAAAAAGUAAAACUUUCAUUCUUAAGAUAUUGAAAAAAUGCAAUAGAACCAUAAAAUAUAACAUAGAAAGAGUAGAUUUUAUGAAAAUUAGAUGUGUAAGUCUCCUACAGUUUUGCAUGAUUAUUAUAGAUUAUCUGAGAUUCAAAUUGAUAAGGGGUAUCAUUCAGAUUCAAAUUUAAUCAAAACAACAAGUCAUUCAUAAAGUCAAGCAUCAAAAGUUGGAAUUAAAGAUUUUGAAUUCAUUAAACCAUUAGGAAAAGGUGCUUAUGGAUGGGUAUUCCUUGUUAAAAAGAAAGGAUCUGGAGAUUUGUAUGCUUUAAAAAUAAUUGAUUGUGCUUAAAGGGUAAUAUUUUGAAAUGAUUUAGAAUUUGGAAGCAUUUCUUGAAUAACUCAAGGCAGAAAGAAAUAUCUUUGAAAUCCUUAAUAGCAAUUUUGUAGUCAAGGCCUACUUUUCUUUUGUUCACGAAUAAUAUUUAUGCUUUGUUCAGGAAUACAUGGUGGGUGGAGACCUUGCAACCAUUUUGAAAACAUAUACAGUAUUACUUUUUAAUAUAUUUAGGCUUUGGAUGAAUUUUAUGUUCGUCAUUACAUGGCAGAAAUAGUCUUAGCAUUGGAUCAUUUAAGGAUGUAAAAUAUAGUUCAUAGAGAUUUAAAACCAGAGAAUAUUUUAUUGGAUUGUCAAGGACAUGCAAAACUUGCAGAUUUUGGGCUGUCUGAAUAAGGCGUCAAUAGCAGAUUAAAAUUAAGGGAUAGUUUAAAUUCAUUCAAUACAAUUGAAAUACCAACUUGUGUUGAAUAAAUGAUUGAUCAACAAGGUUAUCAGACAUUAUACAAAUAACUGAGGAAAGUAGAAUCCAUUUUAGUGGAUAAAUCUGGAAGUAAAACUAAAAAGUAUCUUAUUCUUCAAAUUUUAGAAUUGUAGGUACUCCUGAUUAUAUUGCUCCAGAAAUAAUUUUGGGGACCUCUGCUAGUAAUUUCAGUUGUGAUUAUUGGAGUUUAGGAGUUAUCAUGUAUGAAUUGCUGUGUGGAAUUACUCCUUUUAAUGAUGAUACAGUAGAUAAAAUAUUUGAUAAUAUUCUUAACAUGAGAUUAGAAUGGCCUCAAAUUGGUGUAGGAGAAGAUUGUAUAUCUGAAUAGGCUUAUGAUUUAAUGAAUAAAUUAUUAGAACCUGAUUUUAAAAAUCGCUUAGGACAUAGAUCAAUCGAAGAGAUUAAGAACCAUUCAUUCUUUAAAGGUAUUUUAUAUGAGUUAUUUAAAGGAAUUUCGUGGAAUACAUUGUUAAGUAAACCUGGGUUGAUUGUUCCUGAAUUGAAUUGCGAAUAAAGGGAUACAGAGAAAAUGAUGCAAUUCUUAAAAAAAUUGGAAAAAACAAAUAAGGAUACUGAGAACAAGAAAUUAGCAUAAUAAUUAAAUGCAUAAUUAUAAUCUUUAGAAAGAAUUGACCUUCUUAAGUAGAGAAGUAUUCAGGAAUCAGAGAACUACUUGUAUUAGAAUGUUAUUAAUUAGGUAACAAGUGAACUUUGAAGAAUCGAAAUUAAAUACGCAGAUUGAUACUUUGACUUAAUUUUUUGCUAAGAUUUACUAAUCUUAUUCAUCGAUGUAGUGA
Molecule: messenger RNA, 3430 nt
Organism: Paramecium octaurelia
Lineage: Eukaryota; Ciliophora; Oligohymenophorea; Peniculida; Parameciidae
Source: the annotation of a GenBank genome assembly